AAAACUCCGGUUAAAGUGAUAAGUUCAUAGUGACAUUGAUUCUAACUAUAAACAUAUUACAUGUUAAACAAAAUACUGCAAUUAAAGUUCUUUACAUUGAAAAUAUGGCAAGCUGGACGCUUUUCCUUGGAAUGCUGUGUUUUGUGUCAGUCCAAAAAUAUGUGAAAGCGGACAAGAUAGCAACUUUGGGUAAGCAAAUACAAGACAAGCUGAACAAGUUUGAAAAGGAGAUCCCAAAAAGUUCGGGUGAUAAGGAAUGUAAGGAAGGAGCGAAAAUUCACGCGGAUUCGUUGAAAAGGGAAGUAGAUCAGUGUAUUAAAACAAAGCAAACUGAUCUGAAAGCCAGAUGUCAAAAGGAACUGAACAAAUAUUCGGCUGAGAUAAACACCCUUACUGAAAUUUUACAUGGAGGUUGCAAAAUUCAUUGACGUUGAGUGCCAAAUUUUUAAAUGUGCAAAAUAUCAAAUACUUAUUGUGAAAAUAAAGUAAAAAUGCAAUUGUGACGAUA
Homalodisca vitripennis (glassy-winged sharpshooter) is the source of this 508-nucleotide messenger RNA. RefSeq lists its product as uncharacterized. The transcript is spliced from 2 exons. The record is from RefSeq and is a predicted model, not a curated record. Bases 105 to 428 code for a protein of 107 amino acids. NCBI's taxonomy places the organism in Eukaryota, Metazoa, Arthropoda, Insecta, Hemiptera, Cicadellidae.